UGGUCGAAAUCUUGACUACGCCCCUGGUCCCACUCACAUCAAGUGGGGAAAUCACGUAAAUCGUUGUCUCGUGCUAUCUUUCUUAUUCCGCAAUAUCGAUUUUUACAUGGUAUCAGAGCUGCGUCUUUGAUCCACGGCAUUUAUCAUGAGUUUAGACGAGGAGUCGAGCAAGACUCAGAAGUCGAGCAAUGGAUGCGGCGUCGGCGAUCAGGAAGUCCUCCCUUCACAUCUCCAGCUUCAUCAAUCCGAUAGUCCAUCCAACUUGUUUGUUGGGCAGCGCUGGUCGUUUGUACGAGCUGAAACGCAGCAUAAGCUGCUUGCAGCAGGAGAAGUCGUCGGUCUCGACUUUUUAUACGAAGUUAAGCGGUUUUUGGGACGAGAUUCAAUCUUUAAUGCCGCCUAUGUGAGUGGGAUUAGUCCACGGAGAGCUUGAAGCUCUCGGAGAGAAUUUUAUUAUGCUGCAGUUAUUAGCUUAGUGUUCGGCCGCUAUUCCCAAGCUAAUAUAUAUAACAAGAUGACCUAAUUCCACCUACUCGUCACUAGCUACGGACAUUAGAGUGGCAAAUAACAAAGUGACCCCUAUAUAAUUAACAAGUGUCAUAGGUAAUCACAACACCCACAAAAGAGGAAGAAAAAAAAACAUCGCCGGAGUACCCCUCAAGAAAAGAAAAAAUUGCCG
Linum trigynum is the source of this 679-nucleotide messenger RNA. Lineage: Eukaryota; Viridiplantae; Streptophyta; Magnoliopsida; Malpighiales; Linaceae. The record is from the annotation of a GenBank genome assembly.